Ornithorhynchus anatinus (platypus) is the source of this 2719-nucleotide messenger RNA. RefSeq names its product peptidase inhibitor 15 (gene PI15). The transcript has 6 exons. Bases 1 to 2454 code for a protein of 817 amino acids. NCBI's taxonomy places the organism in Eukaryota, Metazoa, Chordata, Mammalia, Monotremata, Ornithorhynchidae. Gene Ontology annotation, cellular component: extracellular region. The record is from RefSeq and is a predicted model, not a curated record.
AUGAUUAUCCUGCGCGGAGUAGGCGUCCAGAACAGCGUCCCGCCCGGCGCAGACGCCCAGCACGGUGCUCCGCACCUGGUAGACGCCCAGGCCGGGGCAGUCCCCGGGGCUGACCCCUCCCCCCGGCCCCGCCCGGCCCCUCGGGACGCGCCGCUUUCCGGAGCGGGGGAGACGCCCCCGCCGACAGUAUAUAAGACGGUCGGUGCCGGAGGCCGCUCCUGCUGCCGCUGCCGACCCCGCUCGGAGGUGCGCCCGGCGGCGGCGAGGAUGCGGGCGGGGGCGGCCCUGCGCGGGACGCUGUGCCUGGCGCUGCUCUGCGCGGCCAACGCGGGAGACAAGCGGCGCUCCGAGCACCAGGCGGACCCCAAAACACCCAAAACCCGGCUGGAUUCCGCGGACCGGCUCCCGAUCCUGUCCGGUGUGGACGCGGUGGCCCUCAAAACCCGGCUGGAUUCCGCGGAGCGGCUCCAGAUUCCGUCUGGUGGGGACUUGGUUGCUCCCAAAACCCGGCUAGAUUCUGCAGAGCGGCUCCCGAUCCUGUCCAUUGGGGCGGCGCUGGCCCCCAAAACCCGGGUGGAUUCCGCGGAGCGGCUCCCGAUCCCGCCCCGAGGGGACGCGGUGGCCCUCAAAACCCGGGUGGAUUCCGCGGAGCGGCUCCAGAUUCCGUCUGGUGGGGACUUGGUUGCUCCCAAAACCCGGCUAGAUUCCGCAGAGCGGCUCCCGAUCCUGUCCAUUGGGGCGGCGGUGGCCCCCAAAACCCGGCUGGAUUCCGCGGAGCGGCUCCCGAUCCUGGUGGCCCCCAAAACCCGGCUGCAUUCCGCGGAGCGGCUCCCGAUCCUGUCCAUUGGGGACGCGGUGGCCCCCAAAACCCGGCUGGAUCCGUCGGAGCGGCUCCCGAUUCCGUCUGGUGGGGACUUGGUUGCUCCCAAAACCCGGCUAGAUUCCGCGGAGCGGCUCCCGAUUCCGUCUGGUGGGGACGUGGUGGCUCCCAAAACCCGGGUGGAUUCCGCGGACCGGCUCCCGAUCCUGUCCAUUGGGGACGCGGUGGCCUCCAAAACCCGGCUGGAUUCCGCGGAGCGGCUCCCGAUUCCGUCUGGUGGGGACGUGGUUGCUCCCAAAACCCGGCGGGAUCCGUCGGAGCGGCUCCCGAUCCCGCCCCGAGGGGACGCGGUGGCCCCCAAAACCCGGCUGGAUUCCGCGGAGCGGCUCCAGAUUCCGUCCGGUGGGGACGUGGUGGUCCCCAAAACCCGGCCGGAUCCGUCGGAGCGGCUCCCGAUCCUGUCCCAUGGGGACGCGGUGGCCCCCAAAACCCGGCCGGAAUCCGCGGAGCGGCUCCCGAUUCCGUCUGGCGGGGACGCGGUGGCCCCCAAAACCCGGCUGGAUUCCGAGAAGCGGCUCCCCAUCCCGUCCGAUAGGGAUGUGGUUGCCCGAAAACCCCGGCGGGACGGGUCGGAGUGGCUCCCCGUCCCGUCCGACGGGACCGCGGUGGCCCCCCAAACCCGGGUGGAUUCCGCGGAGCGGCUCCAGAUUCCGUCCGGUGGGGACGUGGUGGUCCCCAAAACCCGGCCGGAUCCGUCGGAGCGGCUCCCGAUCCUGCCCCGUAGGGACGCGGUGGCCCCCAAAACCCGGGUGGAUCCCACGGAGCGGCCCCCGGUCCCGUCCGCUAGGGUCUCCGGGCCGGCGGAUACCGCGAAGACCGGGGCGGCCUGUCCGGAGCGGCCCCGGGGGUCCUCGGCCCACCCCGGGACCCGGUCGGAGGGUCCGGAGCGGGUGGGGGCCGGUGGGGCGGCGGGUCCCGCGGCCGCCCGGGAAGCCCGCUCCCAUCCCGCGGACCCGCCCCGGCCCCGGCGCAGGCGCUACAUCUCUCAGGACGACAUGGUCGCCAUCCUCGACUACCACAACAAGAUCCGGGGCCAGGUCUUCCCUCCCGCCGCCAACAUGGAGUACAUGGUUUGGGACGAGAACCUGGCCAAGUCGGCGGAGGCGUGGGCCGGCUCGUGCAUCUGGGACCACGGGCCUUCGUUCCUGCUGAGAUUCCUGGGCCAGAACUUGUCCGUGCGGACCGGCAGAUAUCGCUCCAUCCUGCAGCUGGUCAAGCCCUGGUACGACGAGGUGAAGGAUUACGUCUUCCCCUACCCGCAGACCUGCUCCCCUCAGUGUCCGCUCCGCUGCUUCGGGCCCGUCUGCACGCACUACACCCAGAUGGUCUGGGCCACUUCAAACCGCAUCGGCUGCGCGGUGAACACGUGCCAGAGCAUGAACGUCUGGGGGGUCGUGUGGCAACGCGCCGUGUACCUCGUCUGCAACUACGCCCCCAAGGGCAACUGGAUCGGCGAGGCGCCCUAUAAAGUCGGGGUGCCGUGCUCUGCCUGCCCCCCGAAUUACGGAGCCUCCUGUACUGACAACCUGUGUUUUCCCGGGGUCACUUCAAACUACCUCUACUGGUUCAAAUAAACGGACCGUGAGGAAGCUCUCCGGAUAAACCGAGCUUGUCCAGUGGAGUUUGCACGUAUUAUACAUACUGUGUGUGUGCCGCGCGCGUGUCGUGUGUGAGGUAACCUCGUUUUUUCCUUUUCUAUUCAUCUGUAUAAAUCAGCUCUUGUAUCGACCCAUUUUCCCCUCCGGGGAGACCCCGGCGCCGUCCGAGAUCCCACCCCCGCCGUCGGACCGGAGCGGAAGUCGCUCGCUCGGUGGCUGAUUAAAAGGGUGGAAACGGUCA